AUGUUAUUAGCUUCAAAUAAAAUAUUUCAAUUGUUUAAUUUGAAAAAAACAUGUUUAGCUUAUUAUUGUACAAAAAAUAAUAAACUUGGUAAAAUAAUUGAUACUACAACAUUAAAUUCUAUUAUUACAAAUGACAAAAAAGAUGAUGGAAUUAAAAUAUUAGAUUGUACAUAUGUUAAUGAAGUUAAACCAAAUCCAGAAAAAUUUAUGAAUGAUGAAUAUGGAAAAUUUGAUGAUUUAAUAAAAAAAGAAUCACCACAUAAAACUAUGUACAUGGAGGCACAUAUUCCUACAGCAUCAUUAUUUGAUAUAAAUUGUGCCAUGUAUCCAGGAAAAUUUGAAAGAUUCUCAUUUUAUCCAGAGAAUGAAUUUGAAAAAUAUAUACAAAAACUUGGUAUUAAUAAAGAUGAUCAUUUAAUUUUAUAUGGAAGAGGAGUUUUUGGAGGAAAUAUGUUUGCUGCAAGAUGCCUACGUCUUUUACAAUAUUAUGGGCAAGAAAAUAUUUCUUUAUUAAAUGGUGGUUUAGGUAAAUGGAUAAAUGAUGGAUAUCAAGUUGUUUCUGGGAAUGAGUUACCAAAAACUGAAGGAAAUUGGAAGUCAAAAAAAGGUUUAAAAGACAUGUUAAUAACAUUUGAUGAUUUAAUAGUUAAAGAUAAAGAUGGAAAAACAAUUUUUGAUAAAGCUGGUGAUGAAUAUACUUUUUUGGAUUCAAGACCACAUGAUCAAUUUGUUGCAUCAUUUAUUGAUGGUUCCAAUAAUCUUCCAGUUUCUAAACUUCUCAACAAAGAUGGAACAAUUGCUGAUAAAAAAGAAAUACUUACAUUAUUAAAAGAUCUUAAAAUAGAUACUACAAAACCAAUAAUAAGUUAUUGUAAUACAGGAACACAGGCAUCAUUAGUUAGUUUUAUCUUUGAAUAUCUUUUAGGAUUAAAAACUAAAUUAUACAAUGGUAGUUUGACUGAACUUUCUGAAAAAGACCCAGCUCGUAUUACAUCUUUUUAA
Strongyloides ratti is the source of this 1002-nucleotide messenger RNA. RefSeq names its product Sulfurtransferase. The transcript has 3 exons. Bases 1 to 1002 code for a protein of 333 amino acids. NCBI's taxonomy places the organism in Eukaryota, Metazoa, Nematoda, Chromadorea, Rhabditida, Strongyloididae. Gene Ontology annotation, molecular function: thiosulfate-cyanide sulfurtransferase activity. Gene Ontology annotation, biological process: transsulfuration. Gene Ontology annotation, cellular component: mitochondrion. The record is from RefSeq and is a predicted model, not a curated record.